UCCCCCAGAAGGGAGACAAAGUCUGUUAGCCUUGUGAGGUCAAAGGCUUCCUGAGGCAUUAGAGUUGCCUGCGUUUUUCUGAUGUUCCCUCUGACAAUGAGCUGAAAGAGCUAUUAUUUGGCAUCCAGGAGGGAUGGAGCAUAGAAAACAGCAUUGCCUGCAGUGAUAUGUCCGGUGGUGCUCUGGCCAAAUGAGAUGGCCAAACGUCUUGUGGUGGCUAUUGCUCUCUGGGCUGUGGGGGGCCUUGCUGGGCUUCACCAUCUCUACCUGGGCCGAGAUAACCAUGCCUUACUCUGGAUGCUGACUUUGGGUGGAUUUGGCAUAGGGUGGCUUUGGGAGCUGUGGCUGCUCCCUGGUUGGGUAGCACAGGCAAAUGGUACCCCAGACCUGCCCAGUGGUCAACCCCCACCUUUGAACCCUGUGCGUUUUCUUGGCCAAGCUUUAGUGGGCAUCUAUUUUGGGGUAGUGGCUUUGAUUGGUCUCUCUACUCUGCCAGGUUUUUACCUUCUGGCCCUCCCUCUGGCUGUGGGUCUUGGAGUUCAUUUGGUGUCUGAAGUGGGCAAUCAAGCCUCCAAUCUCCAAGCAACCUUAAUGGCUGCCUUCAUAACUGCACCAAUCUUCUAUGGCCACCCUCUGGGGAUCUUGCCCAUUACUCUCACCACUAGCGUGACAGCCCAGAACUACCGAUCCUAUAAAACCAGCAAUCGCACCAAGAAGCUUAGCCUCCGACUUUACCGACUAGGCCUGGCCUAUCUGGCAUUCACAACGCCACUGGCCUACUCUGCCUUCAGCAACACAGCAGCCACGGCCAACUACAUAGCCAGCACGAUUGGAGCAGCUCUGGAUUAUGUCAGUGUCUUUCCAUCAUUGAGUGGAACAUUGGAAUCAGUGCUGCUUCUUCCCUACCGUGCCGGGAAAAUGCUGGGUUUAAGUGGUGGCUAUUUCCAGGAAUGGGAGAACAUUUUAAAAUUUGUACAGUCUUUCCAGAAUGAAAGACGUCAGAUGGCGUAUCAGAUCUUAGGUAUCUCCAAUGAUGCCACUCCAGAAGAAAUCACCAAAAGCUACCGGGAGUUGGUGAAGAUUUGGCAUCCUGAUCAUAAUCGACAUCAAAUAGCAGAAGCUGAAAGACGUUUUAUUGAAGUGCAAGCUGCCUACGAAUUCCUCAUGCAGGCAAAGAAGCCAAAAUCUGCAUGAUUGCAUUUAAGAUGGCACAGAAAUUCUAUUAGCAUCAAACAGCUGGAGAUUAAACUAUUAUUAUUAAAGUCAUAGUUCUCAAAAUAACAUGGACCAUGUUAUAAAUGUGUUAACUUUCUAUGUACUUUAAAUUUGUUAGAAAUUACAAAUACAACUGUUUUAUGAUCUUUCAUUAAAUGUUUUGUUAUAGUUCCAGGACUUUUUGGAUAAAUUGGGGAGUGGAAUUUCUUAUUGUACUGCAGUUUCACUAGGCUUUUUAUGAGAUACUGUCAGUCUCUUUUCAGGUUGCCGAUCCUCUGAUAUAAAGAGGGAAUUAGUUCCAUCAAUUUUUCUGGUUUCUGUCCCUGAAAUAUAUGUUCAGUAUAUUAAAAAGGUAUCUUAUUUAUCAAAUAAAUCCUACCACGUUGACAAUAAGAUGUACCUCAUCCUUUCUAAUUUCAGGGAAACUAAAACAAGAAUUGUACAGAGUCACCUUGUAGGGGGGAUAGGCGGCACAUAAAUUUAAUAAAUAAGUAAAAAUC
Thamnophis elegans (Western terrestrial garter snake) is the source of this 1715-nucleotide messenger RNA. RefSeq names its product DnaJ heat shock protein family (Hsp40) member C22 (gene DNAJC22). The coding region runs from base 196 to 1194 and encodes 332 amino acids. Gene Ontology annotation, biological process: endocytosis. Gene Ontology annotation, cellular component: early endosome; plasma membrane. The record is from RefSeq and is a predicted model, not a curated record. The transcript is spliced from 3 exons. Lineage: Eukaryota; Metazoa; Chordata; Lepidosauria; Squamata; Natricidae.